Molecule: messenger RNA, 2572 nt
Organism: Penaeus vannamei (Pacific white shrimp)
Lineage: Eukaryota; Metazoa; Arthropoda; Malacostraca; Decapoda; Penaeidae
Gene: pelo
Product: protein pelota
Biological process (GO): ribosome disassembly; RNA surveillance; nonfunctional rRNA decay
Cellular component (GO): cytoplasm
Source: RefSeq, a predicted model, not a curated record
GUCGGCACGUUUCGCCAGUCACACAGGAUCCUCUCGAUGGGCCAGCACGCAACAUUUAUCUUUUUAUUACACUUUAAUAAAAAUGAAACAGUUGCGUAAAGAUAUCGAUAAAGAUGGCCGUGGAAAGAUGGUGCUGGUACCUGACGAGGAGGAGGACAUGUGGCACGCAUACAACAUCAUCAACGAAGGUGACUGUCUGCGCACCACCACCACUCGCAAGGUCCAGCAGGAGUCUGCCACUGGCUCAUCAACCUCCUCACGUGUUCGCACCACCAUAACCAUCCAGGUGUUGGACAUCCACUAUGACACUUCUGCGUGCUUGCUCAGGGUCAAGGGCCGCAAUGUGGAGGAAAACCAGUACAUCAAGAUGGGAGCCUACCACACAGUGGACCUAGAAGCCAACCAAAAGUUCACGCUCUUCAAGGAACACUGGGACUCGGUGACUCUGGAGCGUGUCGAUAAUGCUUGUGACCCGGCCAGGAAUGCAGAUUUGGCUGUAGUGAUGCAAGAGGGUCUAGCAUAUGUGUGUCUCAUCACCUCAGCUAUGACAAUCGAACGGGCUAAGAUUGACGUGAACAUCCCCAAAAAAGGAAAAGGCGACGACACCCAGAGAAAAAAGGCAAUCUCAAAGUUCUUCGAUCAGGUGAUGGCAGCCAUCAUGCGUCAUGCUAACUUUGACCUCAUGAAGGUUGUGCUCAUCGCUUCCCCAGGCUUUGUGAAGGAUCAGUUCUUUGAACACAUGAUGAAGAAUGCAGCACAGACAGACAACAAAGUUCUCCUGGAAAACAAAGGCAAAUUUGUUCUUGUUCAUUCCUCAAGUGGCUUCAAACACUCCCUUAGAGAGGUGCUAGAAGACCCCUCCUUGAUAGCAAGACUAGCAGACACCAAGGCAGCCGGGGAGACGAAAGCUCUACAACAGUUCAUGACCCUUUUUGGAACCAAUCCAGACCGAGCCUACUACGGAAUCAAGCAUGUGGAGAAGGCCAACAAUUCGCAGGCGAUUGAGACCUUGCUUGUGUCAGAUACACUUUUCAGGUCAAAAGACUUAGACGAGAGGCGUAGGUACAUUCGGUUGGUGGAUGAUGUCAAAGAUAAUGGUGGUGACGUCAAAAUUUUCUCCAGCUUACAUGUGUCAGGGGAACAACUCGACCAGAUGAGCGGUGUGGCUGCCAUCCUUCGUUUCCCAAUGCCCGAAAUUGAGGAAGAGGACCAAGCUGAAGAGUCAGACGAGGAGUGAGGUGGAUUGCGGCACAAGGAAAUAUUUUUUCCCACGUUUUUUCUUGAUUACGAUACAAUAAAAGAUAAUCAAAUUGAUAAUGAACCGAAAUUUUUUUUCUUUUUUUUCUUUUUUUUUUUCUCUCUCCUUUUUUUUAUAAUAAAUUCUUAUAUUCUUAUACAUUGUUACUUUCUUCUUUAUUGUUUUCUUCCAUUUUUCUCAGAUGUAUCAACAGUUGUUUUUCCACAUACAGCGACAAUUACUUUUUUGUUUUAUUUUUUGUCUAAAUGAUGUUUACUUCUGUUAUGAGCUCUAAUGUGUAUUUACCAAAUUAUUACAUCCACUCAUGGUCUUUAAAUGCUUGAAUUAUAGUAAAAAAAAAAAAAGAACAGUAAACCAAAGUAUUAGUUUGCACUUCGCCACCUUUUUAAAAGUCCAUAAAAUCACAUAGUUUUUGACACUUAACUCCCUUUUUUUUUAUCGCACCAUUGUGAUAGAGUCUCUAGUUGAUGAGUGGGUUGUGAUUUGUUGUCAUUUCUUGCUUACGUCAGGUGAAAGGCUUUAUGGUUUGAUCCAUUGUGAUAGCUCCGCAUUCGUCCUCGUGGAAGUCGGAAUUCUCUCCCCGUGUGGCAGGUUUCGUGAGACGCGUUUCUACACCUUGAGACUGAAUGCGAGGCUAAGCUAUGAGACUGAGGCAUGUGCGAGUGUGCGUGCAUUUCGUGGAUGAGAAAAAGGACCCUCCUUUAUUCGGUGUUCAUGUUGCAAUCGCUUCAAAGGCUAAACGAUGAAUUAAUAAUGCCUUAAUGUCAUCUGUAAACUACUCAGAUAUGAUCACAUACGAAUAUGAUCAUCUAUCAAUAGUUCAGUUGUGAAAGGGUAAAUAUUUUAAGAUGGUACAUAGGAUCUGUUCUUUCUACGUUUAUGAUCCUAUGUACUUUCCAUUUAUUGUUAUGCAAAAAAAAAAAAAAAAAAAUUAUGUUUGUACCUUUGUUAAGGUAUGUAUAUGUUGGUGGUUUUAAUACAUUGUGGCAGUGGCUAUUUAUUUCAGAAAUAUACAAAGCAAUCAGGAUUAGUUGCAAUUUUUUUUUCAAUUUUUUUUUUGGUUUUUAUUCAUAAAUACCAAAUGAUCUUCAAUUUGUUGGAAGAUAAUUAUUACUAUUAUUGUAUUUAUAUAAAAGAAGGACUUUGUAAGAAGGAAUAAACAUUUAGUCAAUAACUAAUCAUUAUAUUACCCCUGAUAUUGGGAAUGCAUCUUUCUGACUGUUCUGUAUCAGAAUAGCAAAUAGUUAUUCUAGACAGUUUGAUGAAUCUAACUGUAGUUAACACAUUGAAGCUUAAAUAGACAGCAAAAAAUAA